GUAUAUAUAUAUAUCACGGUGGGGAGGUUAUUUACGAUGGGAGAUAAUGAGAUGGUUAUGGCAAAUUUAUUGAGCGUUAUUAUGCUUAUGCAUGCAAUCGUUGCGCUUUCUUCUAACGUGAGGGGCUUAAGUAAGAAUUACUACAUGAAGAGCUGUCCUAACGCAGAGCAGAUUGUGAAAAAUAGUGUUAGUACUGCUCUUCAAGCCGAUCCCACUCUAGCCGCAGGUCUUAUCCGUAUGCUCUUCCACGACUGUUUCAUUGAGGGAUGUGACGCUUCGAUUCUGCUAGAUUCAACAAAUGACAACACUGCAGAAAAGGAUUCGCCUGGAAAUCUGAGUCUACGUGGCUACGAGAUCAUAGAUGAUACAAAACAAGAAAUCGAGAAUACUUGUCCAGGAGUUGUAUCUUGCGCAGAUAUACUUGCCAUGGCUGCUAGAGAUGCUGUUUUUUGGGCUGGUGGUCCAUUUUAUCAAAUACCUAAAGGAAGAUUUGAUGGUAAAAGAUCCAAGAUAGAAGAUACAAAAAAUCUUCUUCCACCUUCUUUCAAUGCCUCCCAACUCAUUCAGGCUUUUGGCCAACGUGGCUUCAGUCCGAAAGAUGUUGUUGCUCUCUCUGGAGCACAUACCCUUGGAGUUGCACGAUGCUCAUCCUUCAAGGCUAGACUUAUCACCCUAGAUUCUUCAGUAGACUCUUCUUUUGCAAACACUCUCUCAAAAACUUGCAGUGCCGGUGACAAUGCAGAGCAACCACUUGAUGCCACACGCAACGAUUUCGACAAUGCUUAUUUCAAUGCGCUUCAGAUGAAAUCAGGAGUCCUCUUUUCAGACCAAGCCUUAUUCAACAGUCCAGUGACGAGGAAUCUUGUUAAUGGCUAUGCCCUUAACCAAACUAAGUUUUUCUUUGAUUUUCAAAAGGCCAUGCGCAAAAUGAGCAAGCUCAAUGUCAAAAAUAGCUCUCAAGGUGAAGUCCGUAAACAUUGUCGCUGUCUUAACUAAAGCAUGUACCAAAUGUAUUUAUGAUUUUCUGUACCAGUGCUCCUACCAUCGGUUAUAUGUAUCUCGAUGAUAUGAUUCAUGAUGAAUCACUUGUGCACCAUCUAAAAACUUGGUGUUUCGUAAUAUGUUGGGUGUAA
Molecule: messenger RNA, 1133 nt
Organism: Brassica oleracea var. oleracea
Lineage: Eukaryota; Viridiplantae; Streptophyta; Magnoliopsida; Brassicales; Brassicaceae
Product: peroxidase 47-like
Exons: 4
Coding region: 37-996 (319 amino acids)
Biological process (GO): response to oxidative stress; hydrogen peroxide catabolic process
Molecular function (GO): heme binding; peroxidase activity
Source: RefSeq, a predicted model, not a curated record